AUGCUAAUUUUUUUUUUCUACACCCAAAACUUGGCAGCCGUUCUAUCCGACCCUAAGAGAACCAGAUCUGAAGUUUCUGCUUUUUUCACACGUCAUUGGGGAGAACAAUUUAUACCUAGAAAAACUAUCCCUCCGGCACAAACAAUUCCGUCAAUUUCUUUGGAACAUUUUCGGCAAUAUUUGGCAACUACAGCAAAGAAACAUAAACAAUAUUUGAAGGCGAGAAGGGCACUUAGACAAAAACAAACACAACAAAAUGGGGAAGAAGAACGGAUAUCGAGGGAUGAAGUGGCUGAUAUUUUCUUUUCUCCAACAUUUUCUCGCCAUACACAACAUACUUUUGAGGCUGUUUUUCUUGAACCUAAACCUGGAGAAAUUGAUAACCUUUUUUCUCCAAUAGAAAAAAGAAAGGAAGCUUUAAGACAACAACAAAAUCAAAAUCCGUUUAUUGAAAGGCAUGAAAGUUGUGGAUCUCUUUAUUCUAUUCAAAGUGGGCAACAACAACAAUCAUUAUUACCAAUAGAAGCAAGUAAUGGCCGUUUUUUCCGUGCUUGUUUACGUUUACAAAAUAAAUUGGAAUUUUUUGAUGAUGCAAUAAGUACUUUAUUAAAUCAACAAUUAGAAAAUAGAAGUGAACAGUUUUGGAAAAGUGUAAAUUCUUAUGAAGCUUUGCAUGACGAUUUGGAAGAAUCUAUUGAAAGAAUUAAAAUUGCUAGACAAAAGCUUGCCAAAACAAAAUUAGAGUUGUGUUCACGCUCCCAAAAUUUGCUUCAACUUUAUUAUGCCAAAAUUAAUAGACAACGUCUUUUUGAUAAAUUACAGGAAAUUGCUUGUCUUCGAGAUGCCCAAUUAACCGUUCAAAUGCUUCUAAAUCAGGAUGAUGUUCCUAGGGCACUUGAAUGUAUACAAACUGCUAUGGAAGUUUUGAGUGCAGAUUUACGUGCUGUCAACUGUUUCCGUCAUUUAGGCUCACAAUUGGAAGAAACUAAAAAAAUGAUUGGCAAAAUGUUGUUGGAGGAAUUUGAACAGGUUAUUCAAAAAGAAUUUGCUUGGCCUAUAGUAGAAGAACAAAAACGAAAACAAUUUUUUGAUGAAGAAGAAGAGGAUGGAGAGAUUUCUAAUCUUUACCCAAUUAUUUUUUCUUUGGUUCGUUGUCAUGAAUUUCGUUUUUUGGCUAUUUUACGAGAAGAAAUCAAUGCAACAGUUAAAAAUUCUACAAAACAGAUUGUAAAAGCCCAAAUUUUGACCCAUUUGGAUGCUGACACAAUAGGCUAUAAUCCAACUACUUUGUCUGAGCAUAUUUGUAAAUUGACUAGUUCACAAUGGGAUGCAACUUUGUUAGCUGUUGUUAAUUGUUUAAUUAUUUUGUGUACUAAAAUAAAGUCAAUCCAACAAUUAAUAAUUAAAUGUGCUGAUCAAGCAGCUUUAGAAGAAUCGGAACAAUUACAAAAACAACAACAACAAAAAAGUAGAAGUGAUUCAAUGAAUAAAUCAUCAGCACAAAAUUCUGGAACUUCAACACCUUCAAAUGGAAAUUCUGUUGGUUCUUCUUCUGUGCCUUUAGACAAAUCAACAACAACAAAUUUACCACCACUACCCCCAGGAACACCUGGAGCUCUUUUAUCAUUACCCUGUCAUAAUAUAAAUCAACUACGUGCUGCUUCAAUUCAAUUAAUUGGACAUGCUAUUUAUUUAUGUGAAGAAAGAAUUUCUAAAAGGAUACAGUCUAGAUUUAAGGAUAAUGUAUUAGAAAAAUGUUUACCAUUAGAAUUUCACAAAACCUGCCAAAUUAUUGAAGAAUUUAAACAAAAAUGUAAACAAAUAGAUGAAUGUGGACAACAACAACAAUCACGUUCACAUUGUCAAACAAUUAUACAACAAAUUACCAAUAAAUUCAUUUCUAAAUUUACUGAAGCACGACAACGUGAAUUAAGUGCAACAAUUGAUGCAGAACAUUGGAAACCAGCUCAUAUAAAUUCUAAUAUUCAACGAAUUGUUGAUUGUUAUGUUCAAGAUGGAAUACUUACGACUGAUACGAAUAAUAAAAUGGUAAAUGGUCAAGAAAAUGAAGAACCAAAAGAAAUGUUAAAAUUAAAAGACGAAGAGUUUAUUGUUAUUGCAAGCGCCUUGUUGUUAAUAAAUAUAUUAGCUAGCUAUAGCGAUCUUCUUCGUUUAUUUCCUACUGCUGGCAUGGAAUUAAGUAUGGAUGUUGUUCAAUGUCUCAAACUUUUUAAUAGCCGUACUUGUCAACUUAUUUUGGGGGCUGGUGCAAGACAAUUGGUUGGGUUAAAGUCGAUUAAUGUUAAACAUUUGGCAUUAGCCUCACGUUCACUUCAAUUAAUUGCACUAUUUAUCCCUACAUUAAAACAAUCUUUUGUGGAACAUUUACCUGUUGAACGACAAACAUCCCUACGACAUUUUGAUUCUACUGCAAGAGACUAUGCUGAUCAUAUUGGUGAAAUUAAAGACAAAUUGCUUGGAAUGAUGGAUAGGGAAUUGCUUGUUGCAUUAGAAGAGUGGAAACCGGAAGGCAAAUCACCUACACCACAAUUUCAACAAAUAGUUAUGCAAAUUGGUAAAUUCUACAGCAGUUAUUCUUCUAUAAUGCCACCAGAAUUAACUACCAAAAUGCUUCAUUUAAUACACGAAAACUUGAAACUUUAUUUUAAACAAAAUGUGCAUUCUAGAGGGGUUACUCCACACGAUUCUAUUGCUUAUGGGUAUUUAUUGUUCACUUAA
Molecule: messenger RNA, 2739 nt
Organism: Meloidogyne enterolobii
Lineage: Eukaryota; Metazoa; Nematoda; Chromadorea; Rhabditida; Meloidogynidae
Source: the annotation of a GenBank genome assembly